AUGUCCCAAAAUAUUUCUCUACUGAAGCCAGAAUAUCCUCCUACUUCUCCAACUGCUCUCAAGCACAACUCUUUGGACUCAUCAUCUUAUUCUUCUACGUCUCCAGGAGCAGAAGGAUCCCCCCAAUCAGGUGCUGACCCGCUGCAUCCCAACGCAAAGACAACAACAACUACACAGAGCAACGGUGCCACUACUACGAAACAGAAUAUGUCCACUCCAACUUGCAAAAAUUGCAAAACACAGACUACACCACUGUGGCGUAGAGACGAGACAGGACAAGUUUUGUGUAAUGCUUGCGGCCUCUUCUUAAAGUUACAUGGGCGCCCAAGACCGAUUUCAUUGAAAAGCGACGUCAUCAAGUCCAGAAACAGAGUGAAACAUUCCAAUUCGAAAUCAAAUCCAAAUACUCCAGAAUUGAAGGCGAAGGAUUCCAGCAGUAAUGGUAAAGUCACCAAAUUUUCUCCAAAACAGUACAAACCAAACACCAAGUCACAACAGCAACAAGGUGCUCAGUCGAAGGACUCUUCGCCAGUGUUAAAUCCCGCUCAAGAAAAUGCUGGGAAUUACAAUGCUGACAGCAAGUCACCAGCUGUCAUGCCUCUAUUACCGCGCAAUCAUCAAGAACCAAACGGACAACAAAGUCCUGGGACACCUUACGCGUUUUCCUCUACAAAUUCUUGGUUGAACAAAGGUCAAAAUAACGUGCAACCUCUUCAUUAUCCUUCUUCUGCUCCGACCCAGUUUGCUCCAAAUUUGGCUAGGGUUACAUCUCCGUUACUGCUCUCUACAGCCAGUGCGAAUGUUUCCACUCCACAAUUCAAUCAGCCACAGUCAUCGGAAAGAUCAAGCUCUCAAAAGUUUGGUAGAGAUGCUAUGCUGAAUGCAGCAGGUGCCUUGGAAACUCUUAGUCAACAAGGUUCCAACGAGAAGAUUCCGGGCAUGCGACUCGACAAUGAGCCAGCAAGCAAACCGCUUUCUCCUCAACCUCAAAAACUUCCAUCCAUCUCCAGCAUCAGUAAACCAUUCUCGCCAGCCACCGAGCUCAACAACCAUGCCACCCCACCAUUUGGACCUACCAAGUUUACCUCUUUGGAACAUGGCCACCAACCUUCACCUCUUCAAUCUAUCUUAUCACCAAGCUUUGGUCCACAAUAUUCGUUGAAUAAUUCUUCAUCACAAUUUAUGUCAAAUACUAGCGAAAAGCUACCUCCGAUCAAGAAUUUCACGAUGAAUGGCAAUAUGCAAACGAAUAACAAAGCAAUGUCGCCGAUGAUGAUGCCGUCUGACAGCUCCAAAAAUAAGAAUAAUGUUUCUACGUCAGAGCAAAGAACGUACUCUUCAGUCUCAUCUUCAGAGGACCUUCGAACCCGAAUCUCUGAGCUCGAAUUGGUGAACGAUUUGUACAAGACCAGAAUUUCGGAGUUGGAAGCUAUGGAUGCAGCAUCGAAACAAAGAGAAGCUCUUUUGAAAAGACGUAUCGAUGAAUUGUCGGAAGUUUUGAAGCAAAAAGAUGCAAAAAAGAACCCAGAACACCGCCUUCUUUCACAGCAGCAUGGGAAUGAGGCCAAGCGUGUAAAAGUUGAACAACAUUAG
Messenger RNA from Ogataea philodendri, 1593 nucleotides. RefSeq lists its product as uncharacterized. Gene Ontology annotation, molecular function: zinc ion binding; DNA-binding transcription factor activity, RNA polymerase II-specific; RNA polymerase II cis-regulatory region sequence-specific DNA binding. The coding region runs from base 1 to 1593 and encodes 530 amino acids. Gene Ontology annotation, biological process: negative regulation of transcription by RNA polymerase II; positive regulation of transcription by RNA polymerase II. Lineage: Eukaryota; Fungi; Ascomycota; Pichiomycetes; Pichiales; Pichiaceae. The transcript has a single exon. The record is from RefSeq and is a predicted model, not a curated record.